AUGAUACAAUAUUCUCUUCGGCUGAAAUGCGCUUUGUUCGCCCAACUCCUCUUUCAAAAUGGGGAAAUUUGCCUUCUGUCGCUGUCCGACUGGACUGGCUGGCUAUCCGACACCGAACCCAGCUUCUGGGUCGAAGAGAGGGCCAUCAGUGCCCCACGGACUGUGCCUUUGCCCGUCCCGGAGCCCGUGUCUGUCGCUGUGCAAAAUGUCCGCAGAGAAUAUUGGCAAGCCACUUUCUUCAGUGCUUGUCUCUCCCUUCCGAUGCGAAAUGGGGUCUCCCUGGGUGCCCGCGUUUCAUCGCGCCUGCGUGCUGUCUUCGCAAAGCGGCAGGAAAUGCCUUUUUCGGCAUUUGCUGUACUGUCCGUUUUCGCUGCUGGGCUCCGUUACAAUAACAUCACCAGCGGUUCAGCCAACAAUCUUUCUUGGGUUGCGUUUUAUCGUGGCCGCGUGCUGUCGCACCCAAGCGGCAGUAUGCGCCUUUUUCGGCAUUCAACAUCAGUUGUCUGCCGUCCGUUGGUCACCAGCAACACCACCAGCUCUUCAGCCAAGAAUUUUGUGCUCUAG
Aspergillus heteromorphus CBS 117.55 is the source of this 564-nucleotide messenger RNA. RefSeq lists its product as uncharacterized. Lineage: Eukaryota; Fungi; Ascomycota; Eurotiomycetes; Eurotiales; Aspergillaceae. The transcript has a single exon. The record is from RefSeq and is a predicted model, not a curated record. The coding region runs from base 1 to 564 and encodes 187 amino acids.